GUACCUUCCUUUGGUGCAGUUGGGUGACUGAGAGAUGGGAAAACAAAAUAGUAAGCUCAAGCCCGAACAGUUGUCUGACCUGAAGGAACAGACGGAAUUCAACGAGCAAGAGCUACAGGAAUGGUACAAAGGCUUUCUUAAGGACUGCCCGAGCGGUCACCUCACUGUAGAAGAGUUUAAGAAAAUCUAUGGCAACUUCUUCCCGUAUGGCGACGCUUCCAAGUUCGCAGAGCACGUUUUUCGCACGUUCGACAAAAAUGACGACGGCACCAUCGACUUUCGCGAAUUCAUCUGUGCCCUCUCCGUAACUUCGCGCGGGAAACUCGAGCAGAAGCUGAAAUGGGCGUUCAGCAUGUACGACCUUGAUGCCAAUGGGUACAUUUCGAAAGAAGAAAUGCUGGAGAUCGUCAGGGCCAUCUACAAGAUGGUGGGCUCUGUUAUGAAAAUGCCCGAAGACGAGAGCACGCCUGAAAAGCGAGUUGAUAAGAUUUUCUCGCAAAUGGAUAAAAAUCUGGAUGGAAAGCUUUCUUUAGCUGAGUUCAUCGAAGGAGCCAAAAGUGACCCCUCUAUCGUGCGCCUACUCCAAUGCGAUCCAGCUGGCGGCUCAGGUUAAGCUUGAAACAGAAACGGAUUAAUAGGAGUCAAUACAACAUUCUCUAUGAAAACUGGUGCACGUUUCUUUUAUUCCCGGGCCAUUAUAGCGGCUUCCAUCUUCUUUGGCAAACGCUCAUUCUUUAAAACUUGUGAAUUAUGUAACGGUUCCCCUAGGGCUGAGUGCUUUAUUAGGAAAUAACUCGGGAGUUCUCGAAAUACUGUCGGUACUAAUAUAUCCUGGAUUAGCUUGAAGCGCCUCGUGUUAAUGAUUUCAAAAGUGCUUUGUUGUAGUAUAAUUAAUCAGUUGUUUAUCUGCGAGUCUUCGUUGGUCUCCGUAAUGCUAGAGUGUUCAAAUGAAUUAAAUAACGUUAUUUCAGUUGUCAGUAAAUAA
This is a messenger RNA of Orbicella faveolata, 985 nucleotides long. Its product is annotated as neurocalcin homolog. The record is from RefSeq and is a predicted model, not a curated record. Gene Ontology annotation, molecular function: calcium ion binding. NCBI's taxonomy places the organism in Eukaryota, Metazoa, Cnidaria, Anthozoa, Scleractinia, Merulinidae.